AACUUCCUCUUUCUCUGUGCCUAAAUGUGAGAGGAUCUAGGGAAACCUAGCCCUCAAACUAAUCUAAAUCCAUCCUUAAAAAAGGCACACUAAAACGUCGCCAAAAUGACCGAGCAGAUGACAGUAAGGGGGACCCUAAAGGGGCAUAAUGGUUGGGUCACGCAGAUCGCCACUACCCCUCAGUUUCCUGAUAUGAUUCUGUCUGCAUCCCGAGACAAGUCUAUCAUCAUGUGGAAGUUGACCCGUGAUGAGACCAACUAUGGCAUCCCCCAACGCGCCCUAAAGGGACACUCUCACUUUGUGAGUGACGUUGUCAUCUCCUCAGACGGACAGUUCGCUCUGUCUGGGUCCUGGGAUGGAACCCUCCGUCUGUGGGACCUCACCACUGGUACCACCACCCGCCGCUUUGUGGGUCACACCAAGGACGUCCUGAGCGUGGCUUUCUCUGCUGACAACCGCCAGAUCGUGUCUGGUUCCCGGGACAAGACCAUCAAGCUGUGGAACACCCUUGGAGUCUGCAAGUACACCAUCCAGGAUGAGAGUCACUCUGAGUGGGUGUCCUGCGUGCGCUUCUCCCCCAACAGCAGCAACCCCAUCAUUGUAUCCUGUGGUUGGGACAAGAUGGUCAAGGUGUGGAACCUGGCCAACUGCAAGCUGAAGACUAACCACAUUGGCCACACUGGCUACCUGAACACAGUGACCGUCUCUCCCGAUGGCUCCCUCUGCGCUUCUGGUGGAAAGGACGGUCAGGCCAUGCUGUGGGACCUCAAUGAGGGCAAGCACCUGUACACCCUAGAUAGUGGUGACAAUAUCAACGCCCUCUGCUUCAGCCCCAACCGAUACUGGCUCUGCGCCGCCACCGGCCCAAGCAUCAAGAUCUGGGAUCUGGAGGGUAAGAUCAUUGUGGAUGAGCUAAGACAGGAGGUGAUCAGCACCAACAGCAAGGCCGAGCCCCCACAGUGCACCUCUCUGGCCUGGUCUGCUGACGGACAGACCCUGUUUGCUGGCUACACCGAUAACCUGAUCAGAGUGUGGCAGGUUACCAUCGGAACCCGAUAAGGACCUUUUCACAGAUUCAGUGAUGAAUAAAAUACAGUUUUAAAUUAA
Molecule: messenger RNA, 1107 nt
Organism: Oncorhynchus nerka (sockeye salmon)
Lineage: Eukaryota; Metazoa; Chordata; Actinopteri; Salmoniformes; Salmonidae
Gene: rack1
Product: receptor for activated C kinase 1
Exons: 7
Coding region: 106-1059 (317 amino acids)
Biological process (GO): rescue of stalled cytosolic ribosome; positive regulation of protein phosphorylation
Cellular component (GO): nucleus; cytosol
Molecular function (GO): translation regulator activity; ribosome binding; protein kinase C binding
Source: RefSeq, a predicted model, not a curated record